GUGAAAGGGAGGGGGGAAAAAAUGAAGUCCUCCAGAAACUUUGCAUCUGGAAAGUCCAGAAUGAGUUGUUGAUUUCCCAACAGACGCUGGAGCAGAUUUGGAAGGAACUAUGCAAUGUAGUGGGUUCUUUGUGCAAGAACAGCUAAGAGAAAAGCCACAAGAACAUCCUCCGGGGUGCCCAGAGCACAGACCCUGGGGUAGCUGCUUGUCAGCCUCCUUUCUCAUAGAGGGUGACAUGGAAAGGCAGCCGGCCUGAACCGGGCUCUGAGUCUAGGGCUUCAGACCAAACCUCAGUCUCUGGGUAUAGCAACCUCCCAAGAGGAUCAGCCGUUCUUCAAUGAAGCCUGGAAUGGUCCCCCCUCCGCCCGGAGAGGAAAGCCAGACGGUUGUCCUUCCACCUGGCUGGCAGAGCUACUUGUCCCCUCAGGGCCGGCGUUACUAUGUCAACACGACCACCAAUGAGACCACCUGGGAACGUCCCAGCAGUUCUCCUGGGAUUCCAGCCAGCCCUGGCCCUCACAGGAGCUCUCUGCCUCCAACAGUGAAUGGAUACCACGCAUCAGGGACCCCAGCGCACCCUCCAGAGACUGCCCACAUGAGUCUCCGAAAAUCCACCGGUGAUUCCCAGAACCUGGGAUCCUUGUCACCAGGCAAAAAGCAGAGCAAGGAAAACACCAUCACAAUAAAUUGCGUGACAUUCCCUCACCCAGACACCAUGCCUGAACAGCAACUGCUAAAGCCAACCGAGUGGAGCUACUGUGACUACUUCUGGGCUGAUAAGAAGGAUCCCCAAGGCAAUGGCACGGUGGCUGGGUUCGAACUGCUGCUCCAAAAGCAACUGAAGGGCAAACAAAUGCAGAAAGAAAUGUCUGAAUUUGUCCGAGAGAGGAUAAAGAUUGAAGAGGAAUAUGCAAAGAACUUGGCUAAGCUCUCUCAGAACUCCUUGGCUGCACAGGAGGAAGGCUCCUUGGGAGAAGCCUGGGCCCAGGUGAAGAAGAGUCUGGCAGAUGAAGCAGAGGUUCAUCUCAAGUUCUCCGCCAAGCUUCACAGCGAGGUCGAGAAGCCCCUAAUGAACUUUCGUGAGAACUUCAAGAAAGACAUGAAAAAGUGUGACCACCAUAUCGCUGACCUCCGCAAGCAGCUCGCCAGCCGCUAUGCGUCGGUGGAGAAGGCCCGGAAAGCCCUCACAGAGCGGCAGAGAGACCUGGAGAUGAAGACUCAGCAGCUGGAGAUCAAGCUGAGCAACAAGACAGAGGAGGACAUCAAGAAGGCACGGAGAAAGUCCACACAGGCUGGUGAUGACCUCAUGCGCUGUGUGGACCUCUACAACCAGGCCCAGUCCAAGUGGUUUGAAGAGAUGGUGACCACCACUUUGGAGCUGGAGCGGCUGGAGGUGGAGAGGGUGGAGAUGAUCCGGCAACAUCUGUGUCAGUACACACAGCUGCGGCAUGAGACAGACAUGUUCAACCAAAGCACAGUCGAGCCUGUGGACCAACUGCUUCGAAAAGUGGACCCGGCCAAAGACAGAGAGCUGUGGGUCAGAGAGCACAAAACGGGCAACAUUCGCCCCGUGGACAUGGAGAUCUAGACAUGCCUGUGCGGCCCCGGGGGUCCUGCCCAGGAGAGGGGCUGGGGGUCCCGUGGAGAGGGGGUGGUGGCUCCCGCUCGGUGAAGCUGCCCUCCCACCCACUCUCCUGUCCACUGAGGAGAGAGGAGAGAGCUGGCAAUUCCAGAAGGGUGAUCUGGAUGGCUCAGCUGGGGAAUCCCAAAUAUUCCCAGGCCAAGAAGACAGACCUGCAACCCCGCCCUUGUCUCCAAGACUGAAGCCCCCCCCAAACCCCGUGCCGUGCUUGUUGCUCUGAGAACAAACUGAGGCUGGAACUUUGUGGUCCCUGCUGAGUUCCAUAGGGGUGGCCGUCACAUACUUGUGCCCCAAAGCCCAUCCUUCACCUGGUCCCUCUAUCUCCCGGGGCUUUGGAAGAUCAGGGAAGGGCUGUCUCUGCCUCCAAGCCAAUGUCAGGUUCAGAGUCAUGGAUAGCAGGCGCCGUCAGCUCAGCAUGCACCUAGAAUCCUUUAUGGCCCUCUCUCUAUUUUUCUCAUUGCAUUCUAGGAGCCCAAAUCUGGCUUUUCUUGGCCACUUUUCAUUCCCGUGGGUCUUGGGAAGGCCUGUUUUCUGUCUUCCCUGACCAACCCUGCCCAGAGAGGUCAGGAUGGAACUACCUCAUUCGGCAAAUUAGCCCCAAGUCGGAGCAUUGAAUCACGGUUCCUAUCAGACCAGGCAUCAUCUCUGAAGUCUCUGGAAAUCCCGAUCCCUCCAUUCCUCAGCUGCUUUCUCAAGGCCGUCCCCACCCCCACCCUGCCACCCCUGCCCAAAGUUCUCUGCCAGGGAGACCUCCUUCAGCUGUGUGCAUGUCCAAAAGCUUUGAGAGAUGGAGAUGAGCCAGAAACCUCAUGGGGUCUGUCUCCCAUGGUGUACUGUCCAACGCUGGGCUACCGUGACCCCCGCUUUCCCACGCUGCCCACCAAGGGCUUAAUAGGGCUAGGUCAGUCCCACAUGGGAGACAGGUUAGGGCAAGUCUUUGUCAGACUCCAUCUGCUUAUGCAAGAUAGGGUUUGGACUGCUGUAUGGGCAUUGCAGACUUUCUCCUUGCUAUCCAGGUGUGUCCUGCCACCUGGACCUCCAGCUCCUCCAAACUUUCCAGAGCCCUGCACCAAGCUUUCCCUCUGUCCAUCUUCCCUGGAGGAGCCUGAGCCAAGCUUUUUAGCACUACCCCUGGGUUCAGCCCGCCACUUUCUUUCUCGACUACAGCAAACACCAUCUCCACCAUCUUAGCCUAGAGAAUCAGCCUGAGGGGGGCUGGGAGAAAAUAUUGACACAGUGAGCAAGGAACAGCUUCUAGCCAGAAACCCCUGCCCUGAGAGCCCACCUUUCUUCAUCUUUCCCAUGGAUGGCUUUCGGCUUAACCCUUCCGUCUCCCAUGGGGGCAGAAUCCUAAGAGCCCAAUUCACGGAUCUUUCCCUCCGUUUUACAUUGCUAAUAAUGGAUGUUAAUCUUGAAUCCUUCAGCAUCUCUUCCAUUGAAUUAGAAUGGCUUUCUCAUAGUUUAUUUUAGAAAGAUGUUCAAUAUACUAAAGCAAACCAGAUCUUGUCACUUUUUUUUUUUAACUAAAACAUCCCAAGCACAAAAGCCAACGUGAAGGUGUUCACCAUCAUGGAGGGGGCAGGAUCUGUCCAGCAUAAGAUGGAAAACCACUCCUUUUGCAUUGGGGCUUGGACCAUGACACCAGCUACCAAUUUUAGGAUAUUUCUUGGCUUCUCGCUCUAAAAAAAAUGGGUGCUAGUGGUCAUUGCUGUGUGGCUUAGUAAACUAGAGAUGAUUUUCGAACAUCAAAGCCAACAGCCUGAUAAUUAACAGAUCUUUUGGAUGCAGUGGGGCUCCUUGGCUUUGUCCUCUUAUUCUCUCAUUUGGGGGUCCCCAAGUCCUCUGUUUGUUCCUGCCGUGGAAUGAGCUCUCUUGCUCCUUCAGGGUAACGUGAGUUGGCCAAGCCUGGGCCAGUCCAUUUUUUUGAGGUCUUUCUUUCCCCUUGACCACCUCCUCUUUAGCCUCUUCACAUACACCUCUUGUGCCCUCGGAUGUCCAUUCAUCAAACAUUUAGUAAAAGCCAAGCAACGUGCGGAGAUCUGAGGACAAAAUGCUGCUCAGUCAUCAGGGAAGCCCAUGAAUCUGUUUUAUAUAGGCGUAUCUUUUCCCUAGGCCCCUGGCCUUCAGUAACCUUGACAUUCACAUAGAAGUACUCUGUUGAGCUGACGUUCACUCUGUUUUUUAGCAGAUGCUUAGAACAAGCCCAACGUGCCAAGGAAUGAAACAAAUUGUGUGGAAGGUGGACACUGUCUCCUCUCCUCUGUGUAGACAGAUGUUUAGACCUACCUGGAGAGGAAGAACCUGGCACUUGGGCCACAUCUACGUGGAAGGUGGACAGCAACACUAUCUUGACCACCUGGUGGCCAGACCCUCAUAGCCUCUCUGUUUUAUUGGUUUUUAGUGACUCAUUGCUCUGCAAAUAGAGAAAAGUGAAGCCAGGGACACCAUGAGCCGACACAGAAUUAAGAACAGGGCUGGUGUCAGUCCAGGCCCAAUGUCCCAAUUGAAAAGGGACCCCUCCCCCGCACUGCGAGUAAAAUCAGGAUCAGGACGAAGUCUAGAGAAUCUAAAAGUGCAUUUGGAGUCACAAGCACACCAUCUGGGUUGUCUUUGUUUUGCCAUGAGGGGGAUCAGCAUCCUCUGCCAUUGAGCCACAUCCCCGGGCUUUGGUCUUACUUGGGCAUAAGUCUUGGUACUUGAGGUUGUGGGAGGAUUUGGCUGCUUUAUUCGGAGUGGGUUUCUGAGAACAGAUCAGUUCUCUCCCCCCCCCCCCGCGCCACCAUUGGGAGAUUGAAGCACUUAAGUUUGCUCUGUGAAAUCCUGGUUGAAAAAAAAUAUAUAUUUCUAAGAUGAAUAGGUAUUCAAAGUGAAUCCGUUGCCAUGACAACCUCCAGGAAGAGCCACUUGUUUCCCCUUCAUUUUUUUCUUUUUUUUUUUUUUUUCCUAGUGCUUUUGAGUAGUUCUGCAAUGCACAGGCUAUUUGGACCAGGUGGAGGGUGGCCCCAGGCUCUGUCAAUGGAACUACCCUGGGCCUCCUCUCAGUGUCACUUGUCAGGGCUGAUUAAUGAUUGAGGCAGACAGACCCUGUACAAAUUCAUGGCCAGGAUUUUGUUUUUAUUCCCUUUGGUGGUGGUGGGGGGAGAACAGUCAAAUUACUAGAUCAGUGGACGGGUGCAUAAAGAUCUUGGCUGAGCCAAAGUCCCUUCUUGGAAAUAUAAGCCAUAAAAUUCAAAGGUUAUCAAAGAGCUUCACACCUUCACUUCUUUAGGUGAUUUUGUUUCCAGCUGUGAAGUAGCCUUGGCAAGGAGAAUUUGGCACAGGAGUCGAGAGACCUGCUUGUUAUUACGUAGGUAGUGGGGACCAGAUCAGCAACCAGCUGGCUGAGCCUGCUACCACCGAAUGCCCAUAGUCUUUCCCACCUCCACCAAAGCUCGGUGCCACCUCCUUUUUCCAGGAAAAUUGAGCUAUAAUUGACAGAGCAAAAUUCACUUUUUUUUUUUUUAAGUAUACAGUUCUGAGAAUUUUUUGACCAAAUAACAGUCUUGUACCCAGCGCCCGCAAUCAACAUAACAUUAGCAUCCCUCCUGAAAGUCCUACAUAUCCCAUUGGGGUCCACUCCUUCCUCCCACCCCUGACCCAACAAACCCUGAUGGAUGUUCAGACCCUAUUAUUUUGCCUUUUUCUGAAAGGAAGUAGGAUCACAUGGAUGUAGGUUUGGAAUCGCCCAUGUGUGCCUGUGUCUCAGGAGCGUGUCCCUUUGCCAAGUCUACCGUGUCCCCUGCCCGGGUGUCCCACACUGUUUCCUGGAAGUUUGAGAUCCAAGAGCUUCACCUUGUUUGGAUCACUGCUUCCCAGGGCUCCCCAAGUCUCCUCCAAUGUUGGCUCCACCUAUGAGUUACCCACACACUGACCUUUCUGGUUCAUAUUUGGUUUCUACCAGUGCAGGAAGCAGCCAGGAAUUGGAGGGGAAGUGGCAGGCAGGGUCGGUCAGAAUCACCUCCCACCUCUGCUGCAUCUCAGAUGAAAGAUGUGCUCCCUCCUGGUACCCUCGCUUCAGUUCCGUGGGGGGGUCCCUGCAUUUAUUGAACAUUGAGGCUUCGAGAGGCAAAUGGAAAGAACAGAGCUGAAGGGCCAGGACUGGCCCCAGGGCACAUCAGGACCUUUCCCUGGAUCUGUUGUCCCACCUGCCAGUGAGCGUACUUGUUUUCGAUGGUCUCUCGGCUGCUGUGUGCCCUCCCCUUCCCUUCUUGUUUCUUGUUCCAUGCCCUAUAAACAUGGUCAUGCCUAAUCCCAGUGUCACCUGCACAGUUGUGCAGAGAGCUGCCUAAAUUCACAAGGGGACACUUCCCCAUUUAGACUCCAGUGCAGCAAAGAGUUUCAUGAGCUAAGAAUGGAGUGGUUCCUCCUAAGACUACCCGAACCCCCAAAGAAAGUAUUAAGUGGCUACUUUCGGGGUCUGUCCCUAGGAGCCAAGACAGUCAUGAAGACAGAGUCACCUCUGUCAAGCCCUUGCUGUUGCUGACGUCUUGCUCAGCUGGAGGUCAUAUUGAGCCUGCCCUGUGCCUUUGUCCCCAUAGGCGGUGGCAGAGAUAGGACCAGGCGUGGCCAUGGCCAGGCGGUUGGUGACCACACCUCUAAGCAAAGCCUUGGUCACGGGCUGCUCAGUGAAAGGUGAGCCCUAGAGGGCAACUGGGAACCUCUCCAUCUGAAUUGGGGACAGUGUGGGAUUCAAGCCAGAUGAAGGUCAAGGCUGAGAAAGCAGAACUCAGGGUCCCAAGGUGGGAGCCAAGGCUGCUGAGACCCUCCAGGGUUGGGUUCUGGGUGGAAGGACUCUCCAUACCUCCCACCCAGGAGCUGUGGGUUUCCUAAAGGGGAGGGACCCACUCCAGGUGCUCCAGGUCAGGGUGGGUCUAGGAGAGGGCAAAGACCAAUGGAGGCUGGGCAUGGCUCUGGAGGACCUAGGUCGGACGGUGUCUUGGGGUGGGGGUGAUGACCUUUGGACUCCCUUGGUGGUGCUCGGGGACAUUCGUACAUGAUACAUACAAUUCCUGUAGGUUUUCAGGGGGAUUUCUAGUGGAUUGCAGUGGUAGAAGGUAAAUGGUCAGGACCAAUAGGCUCUCUCAUGGGGACAGUAUGACACGGGGACCGAGAACGAAAGCCUACAGUACUAGAGGAAGAGUCAGGGCUAGCCCUGCCCUGCAACCUCCUUUAUCCUGUAGUCUAUUCACACACCCCCAUCUGGACCUCUGUGUACUCAUUUGUCAAUGCGGCUCCCACUGCAGAGGGGCGCUCUGGAGUAGCGGAUCUCACUCAGCCACGGGGGACCCAGAGACGGACAUUCCAAGGGUCUCCAGCCAUCCUGGGAGAUGGGCCCCAAAUUUGCAACUCUUUCCUCUCCUUUAGGAAGGCGAUGACGGGAGGCAUGCCCUUCACAGACAGAGCACAUCAGCAGACCCUGCGAAAGCGGAAUUUUCUAACAAAAUAAACUUGCUUGUUUGGUCUGUUUUCUGUAACUUUUGCUAAAUACUUUAUACAUUUUUUGAUGUUAAAAAGCUGUGUCUCCUGCCAGCAUUCCUUACCCCCCCCAACCCCCCCACCCCUGUAUGAAUGUGUUUACUUCCCAUUGUAUAUCCUUCCAUCCUCUGGCUGCCUAGAUCAGUAA
This is a messenger RNA of Ictidomys tridecemlineatus (thirteen-lined ground squirrel), 7304 nucleotides long. The record is from RefSeq and is a predicted model, not a curated record. Lineage: Eukaryota; Metazoa; Chordata; Mammalia; Rodentia; Sciuridae.